Harpegnathos saltator (Jerdon's jumping ant) is the source of this 3573-nucleotide messenger RNA. RefSeq names its product BTB/POZ domain containing protein 3 lute (gene lute). The transcript is spliced from 7 exons. The coding region runs from base 482 to 1972 and encodes 496 amino acids. Gene Ontology annotation, molecular function: protein binding. The record is from RefSeq and is a predicted model, not a curated record. NCBI's taxonomy places the organism in Eukaryota, Metazoa, Arthropoda, Insecta, Hymenoptera, Formicidae. Gene Ontology annotation, cellular component: cytosol. Gene Ontology annotation, biological process: neurogenesis.
AUUGUGACAACUUGCUGCAUUGCGAUUUCAUUAGGAAAAAUGUGCGCAAACCGUGACCGAGUCACAAUUGAGCGUGAUGCAACGCGUCGGCGGUAGCUUCUUUUUAUCGUUGAACGAAAUAUUGCCGAGAGCGGGGCACACUUUCCGCUGUGGAAUUACGUUCAAAUGUGUGAGAAGAAUCAUCGUGACUGACUAUGUCGUCGAUAUGGUGUGAAUAAGCCUUAACUUGCGAAUCCCGGAUUUUUUCGGCCAAAUGUAGAUAGAGACACGUACGCGAUACGCACUGAUGCGAUGCCUGUGUAUAUUUCUACACACAUGCACGCGCAAUCUCGAUUCGGUGAAAUAGCGCUCCUCGCUACCGUUGGAUACUCGCAACGAUCACAGAAAUACAACGAUCGACGAAAGUUCAAACGUCAGGCGAGAUCACGCGCGCUAUGUUAUCGGGACAGAAGAAUCAAGCCGUUCCAAAUACUGUGAAAUAAUGCACGACAAACCGGAAUCUCCAAGCAAUGCAUCAGAUUCACCACCAUCAGUAAGCCCACUUUCUUCAUCCAUUGUACUACAACGUGAAGGAAUUGUAAGCCAACCACUGAGUGCUCCUGCAUCGCCUCUGUCUUCCCUGACAUCACCUGUAACCCAGUUAAACCUACCAUCACCUGGGGAUUGCACCCAGGAUCCUAAUUGGCAAGCGACAAAACCUACAGUUCGAGAACGGAAUGCAGCCAUGUUCAAUAAUCAUCUUAUGGCUGAUAUUAUAUUCAUUGUUGGCAGUCCAGGUCAUACACAAACCAUACCAGCACAUAAGUACGUCUUAGCCACUGGCAGCUCUGUAUUUUAUGCUAUGUUCUACGGAGGAUUACCAGAAAAUAAGAGAGACAUAGAAGUGCCUGAUGUUGAACCAGCUGCAUUUCUUGCGCUGUUGAGGUAUAUGUAUUGCGAUGAAGUGCAACUUGAAGCGGACACGGUUCUGGCAACAUUAUAUGUCGCGAAGAAGUACAUAGUUCCACACUUGGCGCGAGCGUGCGUCAAUUACCUGGAGACGAGCCUGACUGCGAAGAACGCGUGCUUACUUCUGAGCCAGUCUCGUCUGUUUGAAGAGCCAAAUCUUAUGCAACGUUGCUGGGAGGUGAUCGACGCACAAGCAGAAAUGGCACUAAGAUCCGAUGGUUUUGUGGACAUUGACAUUCAUACGCUCGAAUCAGUCUUAUCUCGAGAGACGUUAAACUGCAAAGAGAUACAUAUAUGGGAUGCUGCGUUACGAUGGGCUUCCGCAGAGUGCAUCCGGCAAGACCUUGAGCCAACCCCCGCCAAUCAAAGGCAAUUGUUAGGAUCCGCCUUAUAUUUAAUUAGACUCCCCGCUAUGAAUCUGGAGGAAUUCGCAAACAGCGCAGCGCAGACGGGCAUUCUAACACAUCAAGAGACAAUCGACGUGUUUCUACACUUCACAGCCAGCAACAAACCACUACUCUGUUUCCCCACCAAACCACGCCAAGGAUUGAAAACUCAAGUGUGCCAUAGAUUCCAGUCCUGCGCAUAUAGAUCGAAUCAAUGGCGGUACAGGGGUCGUUGCGACUCGAUCCAGUUCAGCGUCGACAAAAGGAUAUUCGUGGUGGGUUUCGGAUUAUACGGAAGCUCGUCCGGUGCUGCGGAUUACAACGUUAAGAUAGAGCUCAAGAGGCUCGGGAAUGUCCUCGCGGAGAACAAUACAAAAUUCUUUUCCGAUGGUUCGAGCAACACGUUCCACGUUUACUUCGAGAAUCCGAUACAGAUUGAGCCGGAGUGUUCGUAUACGGCAAGUGCGAUAUUGGACGGCGGGGAGUUGAGUUUCUUCGGUCAAGAAGGCAUGUCGGAGGCGACGGUCGGCAGCGUGAACUUUCAGUUUCAGUGCAGUUCCGAGAGCACCAACGGCACCGGUGUUCAAGGCGGACAGAUUCCCGAAUUGAUUUUCUACGGACCGCCGUCCGACGACUGACGGAAGACCACGACGGAGCUUAUGGUCUAAUAAUCGCGUGGCUCGUAACGAAAAGUAAUAUUUGAGUGGCUCGCUACGCAAAUCAAGUCUGCUGCCAAAUUCUCCGACGGAAAAGCGUGUAUUCGAUAGGUGCACUCUAACGAUCUGGUUAUUCGAAUUUCACAUCCCAAACGAGGAUUUCACGACAUCCGGUAAAAACGACACCACGGAAUAAAUGGAGCAAGUAUUGCGUGUAAUAUUUUGGGAGAUGCAAGUGUUAUCGAGUCUACGUUACAUAGCGUUACAGUUAUCCUGUAUUGUAGAUAUGUACUAUUAACUUAAGACGACGGCGUUUCAGCAGAAUUAAUGUUUUUAAUAUUAGGGCUUUUAAGUCACCUCCCAUAUGUCCCUAUUAACUGAUUCGUUCAUGAAGCAGAAUUAUUUGUUGACAUUUAUAUUUUAUGGGAUGUAUUUCUCAGAUCGAAGCAUAUAGUGCCGGAAGUUAGUGUUUCAAUCCAAAGGACAAUACCAAAUUUUAAUAAGAAUGUGCAAUGUGUUAUCAUACGCGACUUGUUCCAAAAUUAUAUUUUCGUAGGAGGUGAAAAUAUACAGUAUUACAUAUAUAUAUACCCUAUUGUAUAGUAUUAUGCAAUUUACAAAAACAAUUAGUAGACAAGUUUAAGGCUACACUGUUCCUUCGCUGUGAUCAUUUUGAAUUAUGAUAUCAGAAACGAGGAAAUACACUGAAGAUUUUUGCAAGAUAUGUUAAAUUGAAUAUAUUUAUUAAACUAUACAACUAUUCACUUGAAACAAUUCGAGCCCAUUUUAAUCAUAAAAAAUUAAUAUGACAUCAGAAAAGAUAAUAAGUUGCAUAUCUUAAAGAUAGAUCGCGUGUUAUGCUAAUUUUAUAGUAAUUUAUUAUAAAAAGAUGUUGAGAAAAAGACAGUAUUUGAAAUUAUUUUACAAAUCUUUUAUAUAUCCAUGAUAUAUAUCUUUUCAUUUAAGCAUAUUUUGCAAGAAUUUUAAGCGUGUAUUUUCUUGCUCCUGACUUUAUUACUCACAAAUUGCAUGGCGAAGAAUCAGGAGCCUUAAAGCUUGAUUCGUACUAGUUUAAAAUUGUUAAUAAAUCUCAAGGUUUUUGACUGCCAUCGACAUCGUAUUUGUAUGAAUGAAUUUUUAGUUGCAAUUUCGAGGAAAAUUCUGAAACGCCUUAAUAUAACACUGUUAACAAUCUCGUUCGUGAAAUUAUGUGAACAUUUUUGGGAAAGAGUGCAUCUAUAUUUUUCUAUGCAUACUUAAUGAUGCAUACUCUUAUUAAUUUGUGUGACAGAUCUAAUUUCUUCUCUGAUAUUAAAUAAAGAGAAAUGGCUGUUCAAAAAUGUAAAUAUUUGAAAUAAGAAUGUGAUGUAAAGAGAAAAAAGAUUAUGCAUAAUAUCAUAUUGUGACAAAUAAAAUAAAGCAAUGAACACACUAAAAGGGCCAAUUUAAAGUAAUUAUUACUAGACAGUAUACAAAAUAGUUUCUCUGUAUUACAACAUAAUAAAGAAUUUUUCUUAUCUAGUAAUUUUUACUCGUUUUUACGCACAAAAACGAGUCUGUAAAAAAUUUACAAGAGUUGUUUU